AUGGCCGACGAAGCGACCCCGCUCCUGCGCGACCCCGACUCAAAAGACGACCAGAUCGUCGCUUACACCGAGCCCAUCGAGGCCAAUGCCUCCAGUCGCGCUUCGGAAGUGGGCGAUCCAGAAGGCAGCCCCGCGGAGGAGGAAGUCUUGAAGCCCAAGGCGUCCAUCAGAGCCGUCAUGGUCCCCAUGAUGCUGGGCAUCUUCCUCGUCGCCAUGGACCAGACCAUCGUCACCGCCACCUACGCCUCCAUCGGUUCCCAGUUCGAGUCCCUCCAGAACACCAGCUGGAUCGCCACCGGGUACAUGCUCACCCUCACCAGCUUCCAGCCGCUCUACGGCAAGCUGAGCGACAUCUUCGGCCGGAAAGCGUGCCUCAUCUUCGCAUACGCCGUCUUCGCCCUCGGCUCCCUCUUCUGCGGGCUCGCGCGCAGCAUGCCACAGCUCAUCGUCGCCCGCGCCGUCGCCGGCAUCGGUGGCGGGGGCAUGUCGACCGUCGCGACUAUCAUCAUGUCCGACGUCGUACCGCUGAGGAAGCGCGGGACGUGGCAAGGAAUCGCAAACAUCGCGUUCGCCUCGGGCUCCGCGACCGGCGCGCCCCUCGGCGGUGUCCUCGCAGACACGAUCGGCUGGAGAUGGGCGUUCCUGCUGCAAGUCCCGCUGACCGUCCUCGCCAUCCUCUCCGUCGCGCUCGGGCUGCGCCUCCCGCGGGCCGACAACGCGGCCUUCCGCGCGAAGCUGCGCCGCGUCGACUUUGGGGGCGCCUUCACCCUCGUCCUCGCCGUCUUCGCGCUGCUGCUCGCGCUCGACCGCGGCGCGAACGCCGCGUGGCGCGCGCCGCUCACGCUCUGCGCCUUCGCCGUCUCCGCCCUCGCCUUCGCGCUCUUCGCGCUCGUCGAGACGCGCGUGGCGGCGGAGCCGCUCGCGCCGCGGCACAUCGUGGCGAGCGGGGCGCUGCUCGCGAGCUACCUGUGCAACCUGCUCGUGAACGGGGUGUUCUUCGUGAUCACGUUCCACGUGCCGCUGUUCCUGCAGGCGGUGCGGGGGCUCGGCGCGGCGCGCGCGGGGGCGGCGCUGAUACCGUGCAUCGCGGGCGGCGUGAGCGCGAGCGUGCUGAGCGGGCUGGUGAUGCAGGCGACCGGGCGGUAUUAUUGGCUGACGGUGGGCGCGUUUGGGGUGACGCUGGCGGGGGCGGUGUUGGUUGCGCUGGAGGCGGGGGCGGUGGGGUUCGAUAUGGUGUGGCUCUGCGUCGGUCUGUUUGCGAUGAACUUUGGAGGCGGUGCGAGCCUGACGACGACGCUCAUCGCGCUCAUCGCGAACGCCGGGCCGGCGGACCAGGCGGUCGCCACCGCCGUGUCCUACCUCUUCCGCUCGCUCGGCUCCGUCGUCUUCCUCUCGCUGGGCACGACCCUCUCGCAGGAGGUGCUCCGCGCGCGGCUGCGUGCGGGCCUCUCGGGGGCGGACGUCGACGAGAUUAUCGAGCACGUGCGCGCGUCGCUCGCGUACGUGGGCGAGCUCCCGCCGGCGGUGCGCGCGGUCGUGCGGGAGGCGUAUGCGGCGGGCGUGCAGGCUGCGCUGUGGUUCGCGGUCGGGCUCGCCGGGCUGGGGCUGGACCAUCCUGACCAGGACCAACUGGACAAUGUUGGAACCCUCACCAUCUCUUCCUUUUCAUCCAGUGCGGGGGGUGCACCGUCGUCGUCGGAUAUGGUGGGAUACGGCGAUCGGGGGCGAGACGAGUUCAGCGCGCGUAUAUGA
Molecule: messenger RNA, 1752 nt
Organism: Sparassis crispa
Lineage: Eukaryota; Fungi; Basidiomycota; Agaricomycetes; Polyporales; Sparassidaceae
Product: Vacuolar membrane amino acid uptake transporter fnx2
Exons: 12
Coding region: 1-1752 (583 amino acids)
Biological process (GO): basic amino acid transport; transmembrane transport
Cellular component (GO): fungal-type vacuole membrane
Molecular function (GO): basic amino acid transmembrane transporter activity
Source: RefSeq, a predicted model, not a curated record